This is a messenger RNA of Puntigrus tetrazona (Sumatra barb), 1683 nucleotides long. Its product is annotated as homologous recombination OB-fold protein-like. NCBI's taxonomy places the organism in Eukaryota, Metazoa, Chordata, Actinopteri, Cypriniformes, Cyprinidae. The record is from RefSeq and is a predicted model, not a curated record. The annotation marks the transcript as partial. Gene Ontology annotation, biological process: recombinational repair. The transcript is spliced from 7 exons.
ACCUGCGUACGUCACGCACGUCGUGAGUGUUUGAACGUGGCGCCGCGAAGGCGAAAAUAAAAAAAGAUUACGCGAUGUAUGCUCUGUGCUUUUAAAUGUCCGCAGAUCACACGGGAACGAAAACUUAAUAAACGAAUGCUUGCUUACGUUAACAGUCGAUGCUUGUCGCGUUAUAUAUCUGCUCUCGUUAACUGAACAGAUAUGACGGCCACGGCUUGUAAUAAAUGGAAGGGCUUGUUCACCGUUGGAGAGGAGUUUGAUGAUGAGGAUUUGCUUGAAGCUGAUUGGACGUGUCCACCUGAGCAGGCAUGUAGUACAGCUUCUUCUGUAGCACCAUCAUCUGAAUCCUCACAUGUGCAGCAGAGCUCUGUUAACUUGUCAAAUGCGUCCGAAUCUGGUUCGGUUCUGACUCUUCGUACCCCAGCAUGUGGCACUAUCAGUGCCCUACCAGAUCUCUCCAUGCCCUGCCAUCAGUCAAUCUCUGCAUCCGUUUCUUCUCUCCGAUUGCCAGUGUUAUUCUUGCAACCUCCCUCUGAACCAAUAAACCCUCCACCCCAGGAGUCUUUUAGAGUCCUACAGAGAGACCUCCCUCCUCAAGAUGACUUUGAUGACUGGGACGUGGAUCUGGAGGAACUGGAUAGCAUUCCUCAAGUGGUUUCUGAGCCACAAAAUAAUCCAGCUGCACCCUUAAAAAACAUUUCACCCGCUAAACGCAUGAGGCCGUCAGCGCCAGAAGUGUCCUCUCAUGGAAGGUCCGCCGCCAUCUCGUCAGUGUCCGUUACACGGCCCUUAGUCAACACCUCAUUCGUGUCCAUUAUCCAAGGCCCCAUGAAUCCAUCUACCCCUUCGCGGAAUGCAAAUCUCAUGCAUGGUCCCACAACUCCAGCCUCGCGAUUCCCCAGACCUGUGACUCCCAGGCCUCCAGUUGCGUCACCUCAGCUGGGGGCUUCAUCACAUAGGACCCCGCUGAAGCCUAGAGGGUCUCUCUUCCACUCUGUGUGUUCCACUACGGACUCCUCUUCCACAUUUACACCUCGUGCUCUCAACACGCCUGUCCUGACCAAUCACCUGGUCCAGCUGGUGUCUGCAGCCAAUAAGACCCCUCAGAGACCACAAAGCCGCAUGAUGCCAGCCAAGGCACGCCGUUUUCCUGGCCCGGCCGGAGCACUUCCACUACAGGCUGCUCUCAAGCAGCUAGCCAAGAAUAAGGUCCCUAAUAUGGCUGUCGUCUUGAAGAGUAUCACGCACACACAUGCAGAUGCAAAGGCCGUCUUCAGAGAUCCAACAGGUGAGAUGCAGGGCACAGUUCAUCGCCGCCUGGUGGAGGAAAGACUGGGAGAGCUCAAGACAGGAGCUGUGUUGCUACUCAAACAAGUGGGUGUGUUUUCACCAUCACAUCGAAAUCACUACCUGAACGUCACACCCAAUAACCUACUCAGGAUAUACCCGCCUGACGGGGUCUUCCACAACUCCCAGCCAUCCCACUCUCCACUGGAGCUUACGUUGCAUAGUGAAUCCACAAGGCCUGCAGGGGGCCCUGUGUCUCUGAUGGAGCUCCACUUUGAUGAUGAAGACGACAGUGAAAAUGUGGUUGAGGAAAACCUGGCUUCAGAUGGUUUAGACACUGCAGCUGUCUCUAAUGAGCUCUGUAAAGCACCUACAGUGUCCGGACAAACGGGAGAC